CCGCCAGGGUCCGCUGUGACCCGGCUCGGGCCUGGCCGCUCUAGCCUCGACCGGGGGAAGUCACUGUCCUUACCUUCAGCCGGAGCCCGCGCUUCGGUGGAUGAGCCCGCUCGCCCUCCGCUCCGUCCCGCAGCUACCCACUGCCCGCCUGCCUCCCGCUAUGGCCCUGCUGCACUCCAGCCGCGUCCUGUCCGGGGUCGCCGCCGCCUUCCACCCAGGCCUGGCGGCUGCGGCUUCCGCCAGAGCCAGCUCCUGGUGGGCCCAUGUGGAGAUGGGGCCCCCAGAUCCCAUCCUGGGAGUCACAGAAGCCUAUAAGAGAGACACCAACAGCAAAAAGAUGAAUCUGGGAGUUGGUGCCUACCGGGAUGAUAAUGGAAAGCCUUAUGUGCUCCCUAGUAUCCGGAAGGCAGAGGCCCAGAUUGCUGCAAAAAAUUUGGACAAAGAAUACCUGCCCAUUGGAGGACUUGCUGAAUUUUGUAAGGCAUCUGCAGAGCUAGCCCUGGGUGAGAACAGUGAAGUACUGAAAAGUGGCCGGUAUGUCACCCUGCAGACCAUUUCUGGAACUGGGGCCUUAAGGAUCGGAGCCAGUUUUCUGCAAAGAUUUUUCAAGUUCAGCAGAGAUAUCUUUCUGCCGAAACCAUCCUGGGGAAAUCACACACCCAUCUUCAGGGACGCCAGCAUGCAGCUACAGGGUUAUCGAUACUAUGACCCCAAGACGUGUGGCUUUGACUUCACAGGUGCUGUGGAGGACAUUUCAAAAAUUCCACAGCAAAGUGUUCUUCUUCUGCACGCCUGUGCCCACAAUCCCACAGGGGUGGACCCUCGCCCCGAACAGUGGAAGGAGAUAGCAGCAGUGGCAAAGAAAAACAAUCUCUUUGUCUUCUUCGACAUGGCCUACCAAGGCUUUGCCAGUGGUGACAGUAACAAAGAUGCCUGGGCCGUACGCCACUUCAUCGAACAAGGCAUUAAUGUUUGUCUCUGCCAAUCCUAUGCCAAGAACAUGGGCUUAUACGGUGAGCGUGUGGGAGCCUUCACUAUGAUCUGCAAGGAUGCUGAUGAAGCCAAAAGGGUAGAGUCACAGUUGAAGAUCUUGAUUCGCCCCAUGUAUUCCAACCCUCCUCUCAAUGGAGCCCGAAUUGCCUCCACCAUUCUAAACAGCCCUGACCUCCGAAAACAAUGGUUGCAAGAAGUGAAAGGCAUGGCUGACCGCAUCAUCGGCAUGCGGACUCAGCUGGUCUCCAACCUCAAGAAGGAGGGGUCCUCCCACAACUGGCAGCACAUCACCGACCAGAUCGGCAUGUUCUGUUUUACAGGACUAAAGCCUGAACAGGUGGAGCGGCUGAUCAAGGAGUUCUCCAUCUACAUGACAAAGGAUGGCCGCAUCUCUGUGGCAGGGGUCACCUCAGGCAACGUGGGCUACCUUGCCCAUGCCAUUCACCAGGUCACCAAGUAAUUUCCCUGGUGAGACAGAACAGAGACAACCUUCCAGUCGACCUCUGCUGUUGUGAGAUUCACAGAGGAAGCAGGAGGGUGGACGGUGGUGAGCGGAAUCAUUUCUUUCAACCACAGUACUUAAAACUCAGCGUUUGAAUGCGUUUCUCAGAAAAGAAUGUGUAGAGAAAUAGAAGCAUCUGUGGCUGGUGUGUGGAACUUUGUGGCUGUAAACCAAACCCUCCCUCAUCUUUGUAUCUCCAGCUUUUCCGAAAAGAGUUUACAUGUACAAGAAAGUCGUAGCCAAAAAAUUUUAUCAAUCACACCAUUGCAAUAUUUCAGAAGCUUUAAUUGAAGCACCUUAUGGUGUUGGUCUGGAAUGAAAAUACCACUUAUUAGAGGCUUUGUGAGAAGACCUAGUUCUAACAUUGUCAGCCUCCUGUUUGUCCUGUAAUUGAGCAACCUUAUCAACAGACCACAUUACAGAAACUGUGUGUUUUGAAAACCAGCACGUCUAUUGCCACUGCAGCAAGUUCGGGAGCGGGGGGAGAUGCAAUUUCCAUUUUUAUUUAAGAAAAAGAAAGAAGACUCUCCUUUUUAGUUCUUGCAGGCAUUUUAAUGUCCCUCUGUCCUCCCUUAUCACUGUUGUUCUUUUUCUCAGGCACUAAGAUCUAUAACUAGCCUAGAUUUUUAUCCCUUCUACUGCUGGAUUGACCGUCAGCUCCAUCCUAUAGCAUAUACUUAUUUGAAGAAAAGAACAUGAUUUACUGCUCACCCCGUGCCCUCCCCUUUCUCGGUAAAGAAUAGCAGAGAAUAAGUAACUGCACUUAUUUUGCCAUCCCCUUCAGUGAUUGUCUCCUGCGGGAUGUCGCCUCUGCCCAGUUGGACCUAGUACCUUAAUUCAGUGCUGUUGAGCAGUCACUCAUCUCACGUCACGAGUCGGGCGAUAUGAGGUAGAACCAGGAAAGAAGUUAUUCUGGGAUUUGGUCUUAACCUUUGUGUGCUGCCAGCUGGGCUCAGGCUUCACCCUUUGGAAAGAUAUCCACCAUCUGCUCUAAUCGUGUAGACUUACUGCAGCCUGGUUUCUCUGUUACAAUAAAGUUACCGUAGACCCGA
Messenger RNA from Pteropus alecto (black flying fox), 2547 nucleotides. It is a transcript of the gene GOT2, whose product is annotated as glutamic-oxaloacetic transaminase 2. Lineage: Eukaryota; Metazoa; Chordata; Mammalia; Chiroptera; Pteropodidae. The transcript is spliced from 10 exons. Gene Ontology annotation, cellular component: mitochondrion. Gene Ontology annotation, biological process: L-aspartate catabolic process; biosynthetic process. Gene Ontology annotation, molecular function: L-aspartate:2-oxoglutarate transaminase activity; pyridoxal phosphate binding. The record is from RefSeq and is a predicted model, not a curated record. Bases 101 to 1453 code for a protein of 450 amino acids.